AUGAGGAAGGUGAAGCUGCUUGGCCGCCGCCGCCUAUGCAAGCUCAGCAGCACCUCUCCCUCCCCGUGCCCGCCGUACCCCACCGACGACCACCACGAGCUGCAGGAUGUCGGAAGCUGGGAGAUGGACGAGCCCACCGAGGACUGCAGAGAUGAAGACGACGACCGCGACACCUAUUCGGCGGACCAGGAGGAGGAGAUGGAUGAGGAGGAAGAACUUCCAGAUUUCGAGAUGGAGGCCGCCGGCGGAAGCGGCAUGGCGCCGUACAAGCUCCCUGCACGGAUAUUCAAUAAGCUUUACCCCCACCAGCUCGAGGGGCUCCGCUGGCUCUGGUCUCUCAAUUGCAUGGGAACCGAGACUUGCAUCCCGACUUUUAUCUUGCAGGUUUCUGCCUUCCUGGCAGGGCUGUUCCAUUCCAGUCUAAUCAGGAGGGUGCUAGUCGUUGCCCCGAAGACACUCCUCACAGUUUGGAUCAAGGAGCUUUCAGUUGUUGGUCUCAGGCACAUGAUCAGCGACUAUUCUGGUUCUAACAAGAAUGAUGCUCGUGACUUUGAGCUUCGAAAUGCCUUCAAGGAGGGAGGUAUCCUAUUGACAACAUACAAUAUAGUCAGGAUCAAUUACAAGAAGAUAAGAGGUGACUUCUAUAAUGAUGCUGAUGACGAGGAGGAGGGGAGGUUUUGGAAUUAUGUUAUUCUUGACGAGGCGCAUUUUAUCAAAAAUCCCAAUACACAGACAGCCAAAAGCUUAUUUGAAAUACCUUGUGUCAAUCGGAUUGCCAUCAGUGGAACACCUAUACAAAACAACUUGAAGGAAAUGUGGGCGCUUUUCCAUUUUUGUUGCCCGGAAGUCUUUGGUGAAAAAGAAGAGUUCAGACAAAAGUAUGAGCUGCCUAUCAUUAGAGGAAAUGACAAAACAGCUAGCAAUCGAGCAAAGCACAUAGGCUCAAAUGUACGAAAGAAAUUAAUAGAACGGAUGAAGCCAUAUUUCUUGCGUCGUAAGAAAAGUGAAGUAUCCCUUGAGACUGGUUUGACAGAUAAUAAGUGGCUUCGGAAGAAGAAGAAUGAGCUAAUUAUCUGGCUGCAAUUAACUGAUCUCCAGAGGCAACUUUAUAAAGCUUUUCUGAACAGUGAGCUUGUUCAUUUAGCAGCAUCGCAAGGAAAUCCCCUGGCUGCAAUCACGGUAUUGAAAAAGAUAUGUGAUCACCCACAGAUAGUAACUGAGAGAGCUGCUGAGAACAUUUUGGAAGGCAUGGAUGGAAUGCUAAAUAUUCAGGAAAUGGAGAUGGCUGAAAAAAUGGCCAUGAACCUCGCAGAUAUGGCUCAUGAUGAUGAUGAUGUAGUCGAAGUCGGUCCGGAAGUCUCAUGCAAGUUAUUUUUUAUCUUGGCCUUGUUGCGGAAUCUUCUUGAAGAGGGACACUAUGUUCUGAUUUUUUCUCAGACUCGUAUAAUGCUAAACCUGAUUCAGGAAGCUAUACUAAUAGAGGGAUACAGCUUUUUGCGCAUGGAUGGCAACACUGAGGUUUCUGAGAGGGAAAGGAUGGUGAAGGAUUUCCAAGAGGGCCUUGGAGCUCAAAUAUUUUUACUGACCACAAAAGUCGGUGGUCUUGGACUUACACUCACCAAGGCAGCUCGUGUGAUAGUAGUUGAUCCUGAUUGGAAUCCAAGUACGGAUGAUCAGAGUGUUGCUCGGGUAGAUCGAAUUGGACAGACAAAAGAUGUGAUUGUCUACCGCUUGAUGACAUCUGGAACCGUUGAGGAGAAGAUAUAUAAGUCGCAGGUCCUCAAGGGUGCUUUGUUUAGGGCAGCCACGGAGAAGAAUGAACAGACACGUUACUUCAGCCAGAGUGAGAUUCAAGGUCUUUUUAGUCUGCCAGAACAAGGUUUUGAUGUUUCUCUUACGCAAAAACAAUUGCAAGAAGAGCACGGACAUCCGGUUGACAUGGACGAGUCGUUGAGGGAGCACAUAGAAUUUCUGGAGCAACAAGGAAUAGCAGGUGUAAGCCAUCACAGCCUCCUAUUUUCAAAGACAGAAGUGUUGCCGAUGUUGAGUGAGAAUGAUGCAUUGGGCAGGGGUACCAAUGAUAAGAAAACGGACGAACUCUUCGUUGCUAGAGCACACACAAAUUCAGAUAUCUCUGAAGAAAUCAACCGUCUGACAGAAACCCUCGCGAGCGCGACUCUGGAGUCUGAGGCUGCGUGAAUGUGGACAGUGGCGGACCUAGAAAAAAUCGUGACCGGGGGCGUAUCAUUUGAGUGGGGCAUUUCUUCUCUAAAUUUGCCAAAUUUUAAUGAAUCUUCUUCAGAUUAUUUAGAAAUACCAAGGGAAUUCAAAAUUUGAGUGGGGGCCUAUGCCCCCACUGAGCUAUACCUGGGUCCGCCCAUGAAUGUGGAGAUGAGAUACAUGCUUUAGAUAAUGAAAACUGACGGCGAUCGCUGAUUCGUCUUCAUCCAAGGAAGAAAGUAAUCAGUAGAGUGGUUUUCCGUUUUGAACAUGUGGAUCUAGCAUGUAGAGGCCGGGGUUGAAGUCUUGGCCUACAUGGAAUUCAGUGCAUGCUGAAUAUGUCUUAUGUUGUUUCACCUUUUGUUGGUUCAGUUUCCAUUUUGUGUUCUGGAUAGAUGAAUGAACACAAUGGAUGCUGGUUGCAUGUUUGGACCAUAUGGAUCGUAGUAUGUAAAGGCUUGGUUGAAGUGUUGGCCUAAGUGCAACUCAUUAAUAGUUCAGUGCUCGGUGAAUAUAUAUUGCGUUGUUUGUCCUGUUUCA
Lolium perenne is the source of this 2760-nucleotide messenger RNA. RefSeq names its product SNF2 domain-containing protein ENL1. The record is from RefSeq and is a predicted model, not a curated record. Gene Ontology annotation, molecular function: DNA translocase activity; ATP binding. Lineage: Eukaryota; Viridiplantae; Streptophyta; Magnoliopsida; Poales; Poaceae.